Molecule: messenger RNA, 817 nt
Organism: Cladocopium goreaui
Lineage: Eukaryota; Dinophyceae; Suessiales; Symbiodiniaceae
Source: the annotation of a GenBank genome assembly
UAGGAGAUGCCAGCCCCGGGCAAAGGAAGUAAGUCCAAAAGCAAGGGCAAGAGCAAAGGAUCCGAUGGGAGCACAGCUGCCAAUGCAGCAUAUAGUGGUCAAGUCAAACGUCGAGUAGAAUCCUCUGCCUGCAAGUUUUUUGGAAGUGCUAAGGGCUGCAGCAAUAACAGUUGCCCUUUUCAGCAUGACGACCCAAAUUCCAUUCCUUUCUGCACAUUCCAACAGCGCGGGCAGUGUGAGAAGGGGGCGGCUUGCACUUUCCGACAUCAAACCUGGUCCAGCAUAGAGGAAGCCAAAAUGUCUUAUGCAGCCAGGGACGUUGGAAUUGUUGAGCGAAGCUCCAUUCGGUACAAGCAAGUUCGUCGUGAGAUCGGAAGGGAUGGUACUCAGGCCGCCCAGGCCACAGAGUCGCGACUAGGUUCCGAGCACUUGGAGCAGGGCGAGAUCGGUGUUGAGAAAGACUUUCAGGAAGAGACCUACGGGUCAAAUGCAAUGCGCAUGAUGGAGAAGAUGGGAUACAAGGCAGGAAUGGGCCUGGGGAAGGAAAAUCAAGGUCGGACAUCCCUUUUGGGAUCCUGUGUGGCCUUGGAGCACUCACAAGGAACGUCGAAUUUGGGCUUGUCUCACUAUGCUGGGGCUGGGAGAGCUACAGCUGCAGAGCGAGCUGCGAGAUUGGCUGAUGCUCGGGCAAAGAAGUGCCAAAGAGUCGACGAAGGAAGCUUCGUUCAUCACAAUUUGCUCAGCAGCGAUGAGAGCAGCGAAGGAGAAGACGAAAUGGUCAAAUCUCGAAAUGUACAGCUUCUCUGAGGAAUGAAAA